AUGGCCCCCACAGUCAAUCCCGGAGUCCCCAAGUUCAACACCCAGGUUCCUGAGACGGAGCAAUGUUUUAGGACAAUCAUGAUGUCACCAGACGACCGAGCCCUGGAGGACCUGUUGUAUUGCGGUGACCUUGGUGACGAGGCGGAGCUCGGUGGAGGCCCGGCAGGGACGGUGGAGAGUGCUGCUGCAGACAAUACUGCGACAGCUGUAUCCAUCCAGGGGCCAAUAACGUGUGCCGGCUGCGGGAAGCAGGUGUGCGACCGUUUCUUCCUCUUGGCUGCAGGCAGUGUGUGGCACAGUGUCUGCCUCCGCUGCAGCCAGUGUCAGUGCGAGCUACAGACGCACCCCUCACUCUACUGGAGAGAUGGAAACAUCUACUGCCAACAAGACUACUGCAGGAUGUUUGGAGGUGGUCAGUGUGCUCGCUGCUUUCAGCCAAUCCCAGCCUCCGCUUUAGUCAUGAGAUCUGGUGAUCUGACUUUCCAUCCUCACUGCUUCUCCUGCCAGGAGUGUGAUGUGACAUUAAUACCGGGGAACCUGUACUGCAUGCAGGGCCAGAACCUCUACUGUCAGUCGCAUUACCAUGACGACAGCGGGAGUGUCUCGCUAUCACGUGAUCUCCAGCCCAAAUUGAAUCUAAAAGAAGCUCAAAGUCAGGUCUCAGGUGAAGGGGAGGAGUCUGUUAGCAGUCCUGAGCCACGAUUGGAUGACAAGGUGGCAGGUGGGCGGGCCCGCAGGCGGACCAAGCGAAUUAGAACAAGUUUUCGCAGCGAGCAGCUCAGAGCACUGGAGUCAUAUUUCGCCCAGAAACACAAUCCUGAUGGGAAAGACUGGACCUGCCUCGCACACAAGACUGGCCUGCCAAAGAGAGUCUUGCAGGUGUGGUUUCAAAACGCACGGGCCAAACUGAGACGCUCCCUUACUGCAGAUGACUCUCAGGUCAACUUGCCCUCAGCUCCCCUGAGAGGCGUAACCAUGGCGAUGGGCUCACCGCCCCCAGCCUGCUCCCCACCUGACCAGUCCCAGCUCUUCUCUUCCACCAGCACCAUCGACCAGCAGCAGCUCUCUCUGCUCACUGCCCCGCUCAGCGAGCCUUUGGUGAGCCCUGCCAUUAGCCAGUCGCAACAGCUGCAAAACCCCGACUUCUUCCUUGAAUACGAUUCCCAGAGUGCACCAGGGAAUGUCUCCUCCCUUGAGACGUAUGAGGACUUUGGAGAAGCAGGAGGAGGAGCAGAGGGAGAAGUUGAUCCUGAUAGUUCUUUUAGACCACAUUACUGCUAGUCCAGGUAGUACCUAAUUGAGCGACCUCCACACUGUGAGUAACAACAAGAUUUUCAUAAUAGGACAUAAGCAGGUCAUAAUCCUUAAGAUUUUAGUUAAAUGCUUUUAAAUGUGAAGCAACACUAAACAGGAAACAGCAACAGGAUAUGUCUGUAGGAGAGUAAACAUCGAGGCUGAUACCCAUCAGACCAAAUACAAAUUGCCUGUGACCCCUCGGAGGCGAGAUUAGUUUGGUUCACAUCACAGGGGUCUGAGUUCACUUUAGCCCUUUCUACCAAACACUUUCGGUAUGGUGUCUUUGGAACCAAAAG
This is a messenger RNA of Epinephelus lanceolatus (giant grouper), 1592 nucleotides long. NCBI's taxonomy places the organism in Eukaryota, Metazoa, Chordata, Actinopteri, Perciformes, Serranidae. The record is from RefSeq and is a predicted model, not a curated record.